Messenger RNA from Scleropages formosus (Asian bonytongue), 1498 nucleotides. RefSeq names its product eukaryotic translation initiation factor 3, subunit E, b (gene eif3eb). The transcript has 13 exons. Gene Ontology annotation, cellular component: eukaryotic translation initiation factor 3 complex; cytoplasm. The record is from RefSeq and is a predicted model, not a curated record. The coding region runs from base 27 to 1367 and encodes 446 amino acids. Lineage: Eukaryota; Metazoa; Chordata; Actinopteri; Osteoglossiformes; Osteoglossidae. Gene Ontology annotation, molecular function: translation initiation factor activity.
AAUCGCUUUCCAGUCAGGCCGUUAACAUGGCUGAAUACGACCUCACUACCAAGAUUGCUCAUUUUCUGGAUCGGCAUUUGGUUUUCCCGUUGUUGGAAUUUCUUUCUGUAAAAGAGAUCUACAAUGAGAAGGAACUCCUACAAGGGAAGCUGGAUCUUCUCAGCGACACCAACAUGGUGGACUUUGCCAUGGAUGUCUACAAGAACUUGUACCCUGACAAAGAGAUCCCACAUUCCCUGAGAGAGAAGAGGACGGCUGUGGUGGCCCAGCUGAAACAGCUUCAGUCUGAGACGGAGCCCAUUGUCAAAAUGUUUGAGGACCCAGAAACAACGCGGCAAAUGCAGUCCACCAGAGAUGGCCGAAUGCUUUUUGACUAUCUUGCCGAGAAACAUGGUUUCCGUCAGGAGUACCUUGACACCCUAUAUAGGUACGCCAAGUUCCAGUAUGAGUGCGGGAACUAUUCUGGGGCUGCCGAGUACCUCUACUUUUUCCGUGUUUUGGUUCCCUCCACAGACAGGAAUGCCCUGAGCUCACUAUGGGGGAAACUGGCCUCCGAGAUCCUGAUGCAGAAUUGGGAGGCUGCCAUGGAAGACCUCACUCGCUUAAGAGAGACCAUCGACAACAAUUCUGUGAGCUCUCCCCUCCAGUCCCUGCAGCAGAGGACCUGGCUCAUCCACUGGUCUCUCUUUGUGUUCUUCAACCACCCCAAGGGCCGAGACAACAUCAUUGAGCUCUUCCUGUAUCAGCCGCAGUACCUUAAUGCCAUUCAGACUAUGUGCCCACACAUACUGCGCUACCUGACCACAGCUGUCAUCACUAACAAGGACGUGCGCAAGCGCAGGCAGGUCCUUAAGGAUUUGGUGAAGGUCAUUCAGCAGGAAUCUUACACAUACAAGGAUCCCAUCACAGAGUUUGUGGAGUGUCUGUAUGUGAACUUUGACUUCGACAGUGCCCAGAGGAAACUGAGAGAGUGCGAAUCGGUCCUGGUAAAUGACUUCUUCCUGGUGGCUUGUUUAGAGGACUUCAUUGAAAACGCCCGGCUGUUUAUCUUCGAGACCUUCUGCCGCAUUCAUCAGUGCAUCAGUAUCAACAUGCUUGCAGACAAGUUAAACAUGACUCCUGAUGAGGCUGAGAGAUGGAUUGUCAACCUCAUUCGCAACGCAAGACUGGAUGCAAAAAUAGACUCCAAAUUGGGCCAUGUGGUGAUGGGGAACAAUGCUGUGUCACCCUACCAGCAGGUGAUUGAGAAAACCAAGAGCCUGUCUUUUCGCAGUCAGAUGUUGGCCAUGAACAUUGAGAAGAAGCUCAGUCACAACAACAGGAAUGAUACACCGAACUGGGCUACCCAAGAUUCUGGUUUUUAUUGAAUUAAGGGGGGGGAAAAAAGCAAGCUGACCUCUCAUCAUGUCACAUCACAUUGACAACAGGACUCCCUUUCCCAGCGCUUUCAAGGUCAAUCUUGUUUGGUCAAAAUUCAAUAAACAUAACCCAAAACUAA